GAUUGCGCGUCGCGUUACAACGUCGCGCGCGCACACGCACACGCCGCGCGUAUAUAUGUAUAUAUGAGAGCGUACGGCGUGGUGCACGUAAUGACGCGGGCGCGCGCGCUGGUUCGCUCGGUGGCCGAGCUGGGAGGCGGCCGUCGCCCGAGCCGCGUUCCGCGCGCGGCGCACGUUUCGUACUAUACUCUGCCUCGCCGUGCGUGUGCGCGUGUGUACGAUAUUAUAUAUAUAUAUAUAUACAUAGACAUUGCGCUGCACACGUAUACGUUUGAGCGUUAUACGCGCGACGUCGACGCCUAGCGAUUCCCUCGACCGCCGCCGCGCGUACCGCAUUAUAAUAUUAUUACGCGCGCGCGGCGCAUAUAACGGCGGCGGCGGAAAAUUUAUUAUUAUUAUAUUAUUUUAUAAUCGCAGUCACAGUCGCAGUCCGAGCGUCGCGCGUCAAAAACCGCGUACGUCCUCGCAGCAGUAGCGCAACCGCGUGCACGCGCAUCAUAUAGCACCGCAUAAUAUUUUGACGCGGCUUUACUGCGUUGUAACGGGCAUCGUUCUAGUCGCGGUCUGGUCGUUAUACAAUCAUACUAAUAUUAAUAAUUAUAUGUCUUGUAAUAUCAAUAAUCGUAAUAUAGUAUUAUUAUUGCCGCGACAUCAAAAAAUAAGCGUCCGUAUAAUAUAUCAUAGCUUUGCACACGCGUAAUAACAAUAUUAUUACGCACCUGUAAUUAUUUCAACAUCAAUAUAUUUUGGUAACAUACACGCUGAAGGCACCGGCCACCACACGAUAAUAUCGUUAUAAUAUUACAUUUACGCGCGCGCCGUGUAUGAGCGCGGAUUGUAGCGCGCGACGCCUGUGUGCAGCGCGGCCACAAUAUUGUAGUCGCGCACCGCGGUCCGAGACGACCAGCGGCCGAACAUGAAAAAGACGGCGAGCAAAGCGCGCGACGAAAAACUGUUGGCCGCGGUUCGCGAUCGACCGGUGCUCUACGAUCAGUCAAUGCACGUGUUCAAGGACUACGGCGCCAAGAACGCCGCGUGGAAAGAGGUUGGCUCCGCCGUGGUCGGGUCUCAGGACAAACAGAACGUGGAACGGUUGAAAGUCCGGUGGAAAACGCUACGGGACGGUUUCGUGAGGCAUCUGAAGAAGAAGAAAACGAUGGAGAUGUACACCGCGGCGGCGGCCAUGCGCCCGUACAAGCUGGAGAGACAAAUCGCGUUCCUGUUGCCGCACGUGUCCUUCCGCGACGAGGACGACAACGGUAGCAGCAACGGCGACGAGGACACCACCAGCUCUUCGCUGCUGAUGGCCGCCGACGUCAAGCCCGCCAUCGACUGCGAACCGUCGGCGUACGACCAACAGCAGGUGACCGCCGAAAUGCUCUACGAACAGUCCAACAUGGACAAGUCUUGCAGCGAACACGAAGCCCUGGACCGGUCCAUACACUUCCUGUGCGACCAGCGGUACAAACAGGCGGCCGCCACUAAUUACAAGUACAUUGUAGCGUUCUGUGCUUCUGUUCAGAUUAGAAGACAUGGACUCGGUGGACGCAUUUUUCCACGCCAUGGCACAAACAGUCAAACAGUUGAAACCCAUCACUGUGGCAAAGAUAAAAAGAGCAGUGUCAAUAAUAGUGUCAAAUGCAGAAAUCGAAGAGAUGGAGACUACUGUCGCGUGCGGAAAGUUUCCUAUGAACGUUCCUAUUACAAAUGAACCUAAAAAAUAGAAUAAUUUUAAGUUCUAUGAUAAUAUGUUUGCGCAAAAAGUAAAAUUAUUCCAUAAGAUUGUGUAUCGUAAUAUUUAAGGAUAUUAAUGUUAAGCAUAUUUUAGUAAACAAUGUUCAAUGUUAAACUUAACGAGUAUCACAACAAUGAGAAAUAAGAGUUGUAUUACUAGUGGUGGGAGCUGAAUACUUUUUUGUCAAAACAUUGAGAAUGACGUAUUCUGUAAUUCUGUAUUGAUAAACUUAUGUGUAAUACAACGGCUCACUACUUUUUUUUUAUAUACUACCUAAUCAUAAAUUCAUGUUAUAUUAUAAUUUAUAAACACAUACUUUGUUAUUGUUUUCUGUUCUGACAACUACUUCGUAGUGACACACAAUAUAUAUACAACGUGAUAAAUUCUCAUGAAAUAGUAAUAACAUAAUAUGUAUUUAACAGUUAACACAUGAAUGAUGAACAGAAUAAUUAGCAAGAAAUACAAACAUUAAUUAUGAGUUUAAAUUGUUAAAAAUCUAGCAAUAAUUUAUAAAUUGUUUACAAUCUAACAAUAAUUUAAACAUUGGAUUAGUACAAAAAAAGAAAAAAAUGAUCUUCACUGAAACAAAAUAUCUGUGUGUAUCAUCUAAAUUUGAUCAAAGAUUGGCACAAUAAGUUAAUUAUGUAUUUUUUGUUACAAAUGCUUAAUCGACAAUAUUUCUACAGAUGAAUUAUUGUUAACUAAUUACUAUAUGAUAUAAGUUGUACAAAUAAAUGUAAAUAAUAUAUAUUGUUUACUGUAAAAUAAAAAUAUUUGUUUAUUUUUAAGUUAUUUUUUUUUUAGAUAAGGUUGUUUCUGGUAAAAA
Messenger RNA from Metopolophium dirhodum (rose-grain aphid), 2561 nucleotides. RefSeq lists its product as uncharacterized. Lineage: Eukaryota; Metazoa; Arthropoda; Insecta; Hemiptera; Aphididae. Bases 917 to 1711 code for a protein of 264 amino acids. Gene Ontology annotation, cellular component: nucleus; transcription regulator complex. Gene Ontology annotation, biological process: regulation of transcription by RNA polymerase II. The transcript is spliced from 3 exons. The record is from RefSeq and is a predicted model, not a curated record.